AUGUGCGUUGGGACCACUUGUGAAGUGCCUGCCUGGUCACCUCUGGGCGCAGGACUCAUGGGGUGCAAUUUCAGCAAGCCCACAAUUAAGGAUUGGCUUCGCUUGAGAAAAUAUUCUUUCCGAAUUCGUGUUUUUGAGCUUUGCAGGAGCUCUGAUCGACUACUCGAUGUUGGUGACGUUACUCUGUGCACCAUAAUUUCUCCGGACGUAUUCCAUGCGCUUUUCCCGUCACUUCAUACCCUGAACCUCGGAUUCCUUGCCGACAGAAUCCCGCUAUCGCUACUGGAUGAUGUCCUCUCCCCUCGCCUUGCUCAAUUACGCUUCAGGUUGCCUCGUCACCUCGAGCCAGAUGACCUUCAUGAAUUAUUGGAAUCUGUCACGAAUCGUGCACCUUCGCUUCGAGUGUUGAAAAUCGAUGCCUAUGCCCACGAGCAAUCGUUUGUUCACCCUUCAGCAUUGAGGUUUGACCGGAUGCCCUACCUACGCACGCUCUGCUUCCCCACCAAGCUGUACAUCCCCCCCAGCAGCUUACUCCAACCCAGGCAAAUGCAGAACUUACAAGUUCUGAGUCUGACCCUAACUGCGGACCCAGUCCCUGCAUUGCAUCACUUUGAUCCGCUAGUGUUCCCAGUGCUGCAAUGCAUGAGAAUUACUACCCCAACCCUGGAUCAACUCUGUGACAUACUCCGCGUCACAGCCUCUACUCAACUCCGGGAAAUUUCAGUGUUUUAUUCCGCGCCGGCUAGUGAGGCUGUCAUGCAUACCUUCUUCCAGGAGGUCCAGCGAGCUCACGGCCGUUCACGAGGCUUGCACAUCCUCGUCUUACAUCACAUCUACUCCCUGGAUAGUUCCAUCCUUAAACCUUUCGUGUACUCACCGUCAACAUUCAAACCACUCCUUGCCUGUCAUCGCCUUCGCGUUCUUGAUAUCAGGGAUAUCGGACAUCUCGCCAUUGAUGACCCCUUCAUUGAACACGCGGCCCUUUCAUGGCCAGUUAUUGAGGAACUGCGACUGCGCGGUCUCCCAUGGAUUGAUUCGCACCGCACGACCAUUGGAAGUCUCCGAGAACUCGUGCGAGGCUGCUCACGGCUUUCUAGGCUCAGCAUGGCGAUCGAUGCUAGGGUUCUGCCAGAGGAGAAGUCGGCGUGGCGGUCGUUACCCCUUGAGGAGCUCAAUAUUUCUGACUCCAUUAUUGGACAUGCGGAGGCUGUUGAACGAUAUCUCAAGAUGGCCUUGCCUAAUCUGAAGACGUUGAUAGCCCUGGACGACGUGCAUUUUUGGAAAGCAAUACUUGGAAUGGGUGGUGCUGUUUGGAACGAGUAG
Pisolithus orientalis is the source of this 1323-nucleotide messenger RNA. RefSeq lists its product as uncharacterized. NCBI's taxonomy places the organism in Eukaryota, Fungi, Basidiomycota, Agaricomycetes, Boletales, Pisolithaceae. The transcript has 2 exons. The record is from RefSeq and is a predicted model, not a curated record. Bases 1 to 1323 code for a protein of 440 amino acids.